This is a messenger RNA of Ochotona princeps (American pika), 4037 nucleotides long. RefSeq names its product multiple C2 and transmembrane domain containing 1 (gene MCTP1). Gene Ontology annotation, biological process: regulation of neurotransmitter secretion. Gene Ontology annotation, molecular function: calcium ion binding. Lineage: Eukaryota; Metazoa; Chordata; Mammalia; Lagomorpha; Ochotonidae. The record is from RefSeq and is a predicted model, not a curated record. The transcript has 23 exons. Gene Ontology annotation, cellular component: synaptic vesicle membrane. Bases 298 to 3282 code for a protein of 994 amino acids.
CUGGAGCCGCGGAACUCCGAGCUUGAAACUUUGCAGGCAUCUCGGCCUGGAGUCGGUGACGGCGCCGGCUCAGACCCGCAGGUGCAGGAGGAAGAGGCGGCGCCGGAUACCCGCGGCCGGCGAGCCUCAGCAGCUUCUCUGCUCGGAGCUGGCCUGAAGCCGCUGGGCACCCCGGGCUUUUGCUGCUGCGUCCGCCGCCGCCGGGCUCCGAGAGGAGACGCCGCCGGCGCGGGGGAAGGAGAAGCAGGAGGAGGAAGAGAAGGAGGAGGAGGGGAGAGGAGGAGCAGGGGGUGGAGGAUGGAGCCCCGGGCUGCGGUGGCGGCUGGAGAGCCCGAGCCGGCGCCGUCCUCCUCCUCCUCCUCCUCCUUCCAGGCCCGGCUCUGGAAGAACCUGCAGCUGGGAGUGGGCAAGGGCAAGGGCGGGGGCGGGCGCACGGGGGGCUCCGAGCGCCGCACUGCGGACACCCCGUCGGCCUCCCCGCCGCCCCCAGGGCGCACGCGGGACGUGCUGGCCGGUGUGGGCAGCAGGUGGAGCGGUUUUAAGAAACGGAAGCAGGUGCUGGAUCGGGUCUUCUCCUCCUCCCAGCCCAACCUGUGCUGCUCCUCGCCCGAGCCCCUGGAGCCCGGAGGCGCAGGCAGAGCGGAGCAGGGCUCCACGCUGCGCCGCCGACUCCGCGAACAUUUGCUGCCCGCCGGAAAGGGGCCCUCGGCGGGCGCCGGAGCAUCCCGAGUGACGCCUCCUGGUGGACGCUCCCCGGACUCGGCUCUCUCCUCUUCAUCCGCCUCAUCCUCCCUGUCCUCCUCGCCCCAGCCACCCCCGAGGGGCGACCGCGCCUGCGACCAAGAUGCCCGGCGUCGGGACUCCGGGGCGCACUUGUGCCAUCAGAAGAGCUCAUCUCUGCCGGGCACCGCCUGUCUGGAGCAGCUGCUGGAACCGCCGCCACCGCAGCCCUUAGAGUCAGCGCCGAGCCCUGCAGAGCCCGGGACCCCGGAGAAGGGCGAGGAACUGGGCAGCAGUCAGAAGAUCAAUACUGCUGGAACCAGUAAUGCAGAUGUCUCUACAGCUGAUCCAGGAAUGUACCAGUUGGACAUUACAUUAAGAAGGGGUCAAAGUUUAGCUGCCCGAGAUCGAGGAGGGACAAGUGAUCCAUACGUGAAGUUUAAAAUUGGAGGAAAAGAAGUUUUUAGAAGUAAAAUAAUACACAAGAACCUCAAUCCUGUGUGGGAAGAAAAAGCUUGCCUGCUUGUAGAUCACCUUAGGGAGCCACUUUACGUAAAGGUAUUUGAUUAUGAUUUUGGACUACAAGAUGACUUCAUGGGCUCAGCCUUUCUGGAUCUCACACAGCUGGAAUUAAACAGGCCCACUGAUGUGACCCUGUCUCUGAAGGACCCUCAUUAUCCUGAUCAUGAUCUUGGAAUCAUUUUGCUCUCAGUGGUUCUUACCCCGAAAGAAGGAGAAUCCAGAGAUGUGACAAUGCUAAUGAGGAAGAGUUGGAAAAGAUCAAGUAAGGAGCUCUCAGAAAAUGAAGUGAUUGGAUCUUAUUUCUCUGUGAAGUCUUUCUUUUGGAGGACACGUGGCAGGCCUGCAUCCCGAGUCUUGGGCUUCUGCAGAGCAGAGCUUCCGUGCACACAAUUUCAGACCCAAAGUUUACGUCUGUCAGACCUACACAGAAAAUCGCACCUGUGGAGAGGGAUCGUCAGCAUCACCUUGAUUGAGGGGCGAGACCUGAAGGCCAUGGACUCCAACGGGCUGAGCGAUCCUUAUGUCAAGUUCCGUCUUGGACAUCAAAAGUACAAGAGCAAGAUUAUGCCAAAAACUUUGAAUCCUCAGUGGAGAGAACAAUUUGAUUUUCAUCUCUAUGAGGAGAGAGGAGGAAUCAUUGAUAUCACAGCCUGGGACAAGGAUGCUGGAAAAAGGGACGAUUUCAUUGGCAGGUGCCAGGUUGACCUGUCGGCCCUCAGCAGGGAACAGACGCACAAGUUGGAACUGCAGCUGGAGGAGGGCGAGGGCCACCUCGUGCUGUUGGUCACCCUGACAGCCUCGGCCACCGUCAGUAUCUCUGACCUCUCCGUCAACUCCGUGGAGGACCAGAAGGAACGGGAGGAGAUAUUAAAGAGAUACAGCCCCCUGCGGAUAUUUCACAACCUCAAAGAUGUGGGAUUUCUCCAGGUAAAAGUCAUCAGAGCAGAAGGAUUGAUGGCCGCUGAUGUCACAGGUAAAAGUGACCCAUUUUGUGUGGUGGAGCUGAAUAACGACAGGCUGCUGACACAUACUGUCUACAAGAAUCUCAAUCCCGAGUGGAACAAAGUCUUCACAUUCAAUAUUAAAGAUAUCCAUUCCGUUCUUGAAGUGACAGUUUAUGAUGAAGAUCGGGACCGAAGUGCCGACUUUCUGGGCAAAGUUGCUAUCCCGUUGCUCUGUAUUCAAAAUGGUGAACAGAAAGCCUACGUCUUGAAAAACAAGCAGCUGACAGGGCCAACAAAAGGGGUCAUCUAUCUUGAAAUAGAUGUGAUUUUUAAUGCUGUGAAAGCCAGUUUACGGACAUUAAUACCCAAAGAACAGAAGUACAUUGAAGAGGAAAACAGACUCUCUAAACAGCUCCUACUAAGAAACUUUAUCAGAAUGAAACGCUGUGUCAUGGUGCUUGUGAAUGCCGCGUACUACGUGAAUAGUUGCUUUGACUGGGAUUCACCCCCGAGGAGUCUCGCUGCUUUUGUGCUCUUUCUGUUUGUUGUUUGGAACUUUGAGCUCUACAUGAUACCAUUGGUCUUGUUGUUACUACUAACGUGGAAUUACUUCUUGAUAAUAUCAGGAAAAGAUAACAGGCAACGGGACACGGUAGUGGAGGACAUGCUGGAGGACGAGGAAGAAGAUGAUGACAAAGAUGACAAGGACAGUGAAAAAAAGGGAUUCAUCAAUAAAAUCUAUGCCAUCCAGGAGGUGUGCGUCAGCGUCCAGAACAUCCUAGAUGAAGUGGCUUCCUUUGGCGAAAGGAUCAAGAAUACUUUCAACUGGACUGUCCCAUUCUUAAGCUGGCUGGCCAUUGUGGCCUUGUGUGUGUUCACGCUCAUCCUGUACUUCAUUCCACUGAGAUACAUUGUCCUUGUCUGGGGCAUCAAUAAAUUUACAAAAAAGCUUCGGAGUCCAUAUGCAAUUGAUAACAACGAACUACUUGAUUUCCUUUCCAGAGUCCCUUCAGAUGUACAAGUGGUGCAAUACCAAGAACUGAAACCAGAUCCUUCUCAUAGCCCAUGUAAAAGGAAGAAAAACACUCUUGGCUAGCCAGCUCCCAGCCCGAGGAGCACGGCAUCUGUCUGGGAAGACGAAAAACCUUCAGCCUCAACAGCAUUGCCUUUAUUUAUUUUGUCUUUUUAUCACGAUUGAGGGAAUUUGUAAAUAGUGCACAAAGGCAUAUGUCUUUGAAAAUAUAUUUCCAUUGUACAGAUUCGAUAAAGGUUGAGCUACGGCUGUGUGAAAGCUUUGUUAGCUGUGGACAGUAAAACACACUGCAAAAACUAAUUUAAGAAUCUUGGCACUGAAGGUGCACACUUGUUUAAUUGCAAGUGGAAGAACUAAAAUAUGAGAUGAAAUGCUCAAGUGUGUUCUAACUAAAAAAAAAAUGUUGAUUUUAAAUGUGAUUAUUUUUUACCUGAAAGGUAGCCCACUGCAGCUUCGUAUGUUUUAUAUAUUUCAAAAGCGGCGGGGGGAAAUCCUAAAGCCUGAAAAAUGAAAUGGAUGUAUUUCAAUGCAGUGUGAUUUUUUUGAUUUUAGAUACUGGUAUCUACUCAUGUGUGAACUACAUAGGUCUGACAAGGCUGAAUUCAGCUAAUGCUUGAAGGUACACUCACCCACCUGAAGAGAAUUUUCAACUCUGAAAUCCUACAGGAAGCUUUCAAAUCUUCCAGCAUUCCGUCUAAAAAAAAAAAAAAAAAUGCCUACAGGACCAUCCAACCAAAAUACUGCCAGGUUUAUAGUGAUUGCCUAUGUGAAUUUUUGUAACUAUGACUUACUUUAAUUCAUACCAACUUAGCAAAUUA